AACUUUAUAAUUGUCGAUUAAUACGAUUCGGGCCGCAGCCACGUUCCCCUCCGACAAAGAAACAGGGCCGACGCUUUCCGUAGUGUGGAUGCAAAAUGUCCAUUUAUGCAAUGGACGCCGUAUGCGUGAACAGCGGUUUAGCCAUCGAAGAUGGAUGGAGACGGUGCCACGACCGAUGCCUCUCAGCUGGGCAUGGCUGGGGAGUACAUCCCAUCCGCUCACUAUGUGCUGCAGCAAGAUGAGGACCCAGAUGAAAAUAUGAACGACCACGACGACGGUGGCGUGAAGGAGAAUUACAGGGAGCAGGACAUUUAUCUUCCCAUCGCCAACGUGGCUCGAAUAAUGAAGAACGCCGUCCCGCAAACUGGAAAGAUUGCGAAGGACGCCAAGGAGUGCGUGCAGGAAUGCGUGAGCGAGUUCAUCAGCUUCAUCACGAGCGAGGCGAGCGAGCGCUGCCACCAGGAGAAGCGCAAGACCAUUAACGGCGAGGACAUCCUGUUCGCCAUGUCCACGCUGGGCUUCGACAUGUACGUGGAGCCACUCAAGCUCUACUUGCAGAAGUUCCGAGAGGCAAUGAAAGGGGAGAAAGGCAUGCCUGGUGUGUCUGUGGGCGAAAGCCUUGGGGAGGAGCUCACGGACGAGACCUUCACAAACCCUCUCCCAGCAGGAAUUAUAACAGCGGAUGGUCAGCAGCAGAACGUCAUGGUGUACACCACCUCGUAUCAACAGAUUCCCACCGUACAGCAGAUACAGUUUUCAUGACAAGGCCUCACCUUCAGCGUGAAGACCCGAGCUGCGCUCGCUGGAUGAACGUCCGAACUUGGCGCGGAUGGAAAAGAGGCCAUCAAGGAGAAGGACCGGGUGCUUGCGUCCGCUGGGCACCCUCCAUGUACAGACCAAAUCACCUGUUGAGUAGAAAGUACCAUCUUUAUCUGAAUAAAAGUCGCUCCAAAGUAUAGGUCGCAUUAGCCAUAAAAUGCACAAUGUGAAAAAAACCCAAAUACAAGUCGCAUUUUGGGGGAAAUUUAUUCGACAAAAUCCAACACCAAGAACAGACAUGAACGAGCAACAACAGGCUAAACGAUAGGUAUGCUAACGUGACAAACACAAACGAAGAGCUGAGAACGGGCCUGACGUGACACACAGAGUUAUUCAAACAACUAUUACAUACCACGUUUAUAAAACCAUCUGACGUCACUUGAAAUUCAAAUUACAGUAAUCCCUUGCGACAUGGCGGUUUCACUUUCUUUUUUAAAUUUUUGAAAAAAUUCACAUAAAAGUUGCUCCUCAGUAUAAAUUACCCCCCCCCCCCCCCCCCAAACCAUGAAAAAAAAAAAAACUCGUCUUAUAGUCCGGAAAUUACGGUAGUUUCUAGUCCCGCUUAAUUUGCGUCACAUGAACAAAGGUCCAGCUGUGUAGUUGUGUGGUACCAAAUGUGUAGGAUUUUUAACCAAACUUUCUGGACAAGUUGUUUUUCAUUUGAAAGGUUUAUCUUGAUGUGAUGUAAUUAAUGAUCAAUAGUGUGUCUGCUUUUGUUUUUUUUUUUCAUUGGAAUACGAUCAGUUGUGAUGUGUGUAAAGUUAACAGUAUUUUUUAUUUAUAGAACAACCCUGCCCAAUGAAAUGGAACCUGUA
Messenger RNA from Syngnathus typhle (broad-nosed pipefish), 1634 nucleotides. Its product is annotated as nuclear transcription factor Y subunit beta-like. Bases 151 to 762 code for a protein of 203 amino acids. NCBI's taxonomy places the organism in Eukaryota, Metazoa, Chordata, Actinopteri, Syngnathiformes, Syngnathidae. The transcript is spliced from 7 exons. Gene Ontology annotation, molecular function: DNA-binding transcription activator activity, RNA polymerase II-specific; RNA polymerase II cis-regulatory region sequence-specific DNA binding; protein heterodimerization activity. The record is from RefSeq and is a predicted model, not a curated record. Gene Ontology annotation, cellular component: nucleus; CCAAT-binding factor complex. Gene Ontology annotation, biological process: regulation of transcription by RNA polymerase II.